UACACUAACAUUACCUCGAACACGUCCGAAAAAAAUGACAACAAAGAUGGUGGAUUAUGACAUAAAAUGAGCAAAUGUAGUAUUCUUUUGUCUCAUUGUUUCAAAAAUGUUACUUAAAGAUGUCAAGAAAAGGUCGUAUUGAUCGAAAUGACAUUGAUUCAGUUUUGGAUGAUUUACUUGACAGUGAUGUUGAAGACAAGAAGUUACAAGAUAAGAAGUCAAAGUUACCUCAAAAAAAGGUAGCAGAAAAACCUAAAGUUUCAUUGACAUCAAAAACAAGUGAUGCAGACUUUUACAAGAACCUCAAAAAUUUUGCAAGUAAUGAAGAUAUUAGUAAUCAUGAUGACGAACCACUAUCUGAUGAAGGAGUUCAAAAGCUUGCCAAUGAUAUUGGAAACUUAGAUGAUCUUGAUGACAACUUAUUUUCCAAUCUCAAGAGUAAUGAUAAAAAAGACCAAAAGAAAAAAGUGAACAAUACUGAUACAGUGAAAAAUGAGAAAAACUUAAAAAGUAAAGCCAAAGUGGCUGAAGCACCUUACGAUUUGAAUGAUCCACUUGCAGAUUUGGUUUCUGAUGACGAAUCUUUGAAAUUUGUUACUGAUAAAAAAAAAGAAAAAUCCAAAGCUAAUCAAGCUCAACAAUCAGAUUCAAUUUUAUCUCCUAGUCAUGAUCAAAAUUUUUCAUUAACCAAUGAGACAAAGGCUAAAUCAACAAAUGAGACAAUUACUAAACCAAUUGGUUCUCGGAGAAACUCACAAGUUACUUUUCCAGUUAAUGAUAAUGACAUGCCAUCAGAGAAAAUUGGUACUAGUGAAAAUAAAAAUAAGUCUUCGCAUGAAAAACAACAACUUGAUUCUGCUGUUGGUAAUUCUACUAAAAAUCUAGGCAGACCUACUCAAAAAAAAGUUAUAAAUGAUGACAUAUUUGGAGAUGAUGAUCUUCCAGAAUUGAGUGAUAAAGAAGUACUGAGCAAACCAGUUAAAAAACAAAGUUCUUCAGAAGAUAUCAUUCCUUCUGAAAAAGCAACAAAAGCUCUAGAUAAUUUACUAAAUGCUGGCAAAGUUUCAUUGCCAAAAAAGAAUGCUCCAAUGACUAUGCUUGAACAAAUAAUGUCAGGGACCAAAAAAAAAGAAAACACUGAAUCUGAAGAAAUAUUGUUUGGCAACUACAGUCCUUCUAUUGGAAACCAAGGUGAGCGUAACUCAACCUCAGGUAAUGCCCGCUCUGUUCGUUUUGCAUCAGAUCUUGGACUAGAUGAUGAAGAGUUGUUUAGCUCAAGUCCUAAAUUGUUGUCUAAUAAAAAGAAGCCAUCAAAUUUGAAAUCAUCAUCAAUAGAUCUAAAUUCUUCACUUGAUAGUUCUAUAAAUAAUGGAUUGACUAGAUCUACUAAAGCAAAAGAACCGAAUGUUGUAAGUAAGAAAGAAGAUACCCAAAAAACUUCGAAAUCUACAGAUAACUGGUUAGAAUUAGGAGAUGAUUUGACUGAUCAGUUUAUAGAUUCAAAUGAUUUUUUACCAUCAGCAAAAGAAAAACGCCUUCAAAGAAAAAAUAGUUCCAAGUCUUUAGACAAUAGACUGGAGUUUGGAGAUCAACUAACUAAUCAGUUAGGUGGAUUUGAUGAUUUGUCAACUCGAACCAAAAAAGAAAAGUCUUUAAACAAACAAACUAGUAGUGAGACAACUAAAAAUAACGAGUUUGAUAGUUCUUAUUUUGAUUCAUCCAAUCAAAAAUUAGAAGAUUUUGAAGACUCUGGUUCUAAAAAUGUUUCUCUUAAAAACAAAAUAAAUAAAACUGAAAAGCAAGAAGUUUAUUUAGAAGAAAAAGAUGACUUUUUGAGUUUAUUAAAAAAAAAGAAAAUCGAAAAGUCUGCAACUAAACAAUCAUUUGCAACUCAAGAUAUUACGGAAAAUCUAAGUUUAGGAGUUAUCUCAGAAAAUGUCAAACCUGAAGCACAAUUUGAACCAAGCAAAGAUAAAGUGCAACCUGAAAAAAGUAUUUCAAACCAAUCUAAUACAAUUGAACCACAAAUACAAAAUCUUUCUAUGCAACAACUUUCUUUGCAUCAAAAUCAGCCAACUCAGCAACAAUUGUUUGAAUUAGAAAAGCAACAACAGUACUUUCAAUAUCUCAACCAACAAAAUUCACUUGCACUACUUCAACAGCAACAGUUUCAGCAUCAGCAACAAGUUGCACAGCAGUUGCAGUUUCUUAAUACACCUUUCAACCUCACGUCUAAUGUUUCACAUGACACUUUAAAAAAUGAAAAUGCAAAAAAACUAGCAGCUGAACAAUCUUUCUAUGAAGUUGUGCAAACUAUGAAAAAUACUUCUGCAAUGCAGUCUGAGCUUUCCAAACCCUCAUCUGAUGCAGAUUUCAAAAAUCUUCAAGAAAAAUAUUUCAAAUUAGAAGAAAUUAAAUCUCAGUCAAAUAUGGAUUACACAGCAAAAAUUUAUGAGUUGGAAAGCAAAAUCAAAAGCUUAGAGUUGGAAUGUUCUUUUUUACUAUCAUCGCAAUCAAGCUUGAAACAACGUCAGCAAGAUGAGCUGAAUGCUUUAGAAUCAUCUCAUAAGAUGAGACUAGAGUAUGUGGAGGAAUCUUAUAAACGUCGUGUAAAGCAAUUGGAAGAUGAAAACAAAUUAAUAAAAACAAAUUACGAUGAGAAAAUAAAUCUUCUCAUUAAUGAACAUCAAGAUCAAAUCACCACAUUGAAGCGGAAACUUGAUUUCAAAGAUCAGACUCAUUUUUCGGACAUGGAGCGAUUAAACGAAGUUCAUAAAAAGGUCAUAACCAACCUAACUCAAGAGCACGAUGAACGAAUUCGACAACUACAUAUUUUAAAAAAACAAGAAGUGGAAGCAACUGUUAAUGCAUUUUCGCAAGCCAAAUCUUUUCAAGGCUUGGUGGAGGAAGUAAAAAGCUCAACCAAAGAGGUGAACAACUUACAGGAGAAGUUUUCAACUGAUUACCAAGCACUUCUCCGCGAGCAAGAAAUAGUUCUUCAAAUGCGAAACGAGCAGUUAGAAAAUAUGUCAAAUCGACUUCAACAACGUGAAAAAAUAAACGAAGAGGAACGAAUCAGACUGCAAACAUUAGUGUCGAGGUUAGAGAUUCAGUUGCGCGAUCAAACAAGACUUUAUGAGCAAGACAAAUGGAAGUUAAACCAAGAUGAAAAUAGGUUAAAGACAUUGCAGCAUGUUUUUGAAGAAGAUCGUCGUAUCACUAGCCAACAACUGCAAGAAGAACGGACUCAGAUUGCAAAAUCUAAAGAAGAAAUGCUAGCUGAACAGAGAAAGUUAAUUGCGGAAUGUUAUGAAGAAAAAAGACUUCUAAAUGAAGAAAAGUUGGCAUUGUUAGCGCUUCAACGUGAGGUUAUAGAUGCAAAUAAAAUCGAUCGCCGUUCAAUGAUACAGGCUGAGAAUGACUUUGAAUUGGUGGCGGCCCGUCAAAAACACGAUUCUUCUACUUUUAACAUUCGUUUAGCGCAUGUGCAACAGGAAGAAGCUCGUUUGGCACUUGAGAAAAGCGAGUUUCUCAAACACGAACAAUCAAUUUCCAGUGAACAGGAGAGGUUGCGUGAAAUAGGUCGUGUGUUACAUGAAAAAUCUAAAGAAGUUGAAGACUUUGCAAAGGAAGCAAAACGAAUGUACGAUGAAAGUGUUAAAUCUAGUGAGCAAACUAACGUUUUUCGAUCUUAUUUGGAAAAUCUUAAAAACGAACUUGAGGUCAGAGCUAUAUCUCUUGAACAAAAAGAAGCAGAACUAUUUCAGCAAUAUGAGAAUCUUGAAGUGCUCCGAAGAAAAGCCACGGAAGCCAGCCAACGUAUGACCUGCCUUCAAUGUAAAGGAUUUCUUGCUCCAUGUAAUACAAGUAUUACACCAGGAGUUCCUUCAAGAUCGCAAUCGUAUUUUGGUAAACGAGGAAAUGAUUCUCAAGAAGUCACAGCCUCAAAAGCUAUUUUAACGAGCACGCCUGAUUUAGGUGCUGACAUGAAUCGAAAUUUUAAUAACUAUAAAACUCAAACGUGUAAUCUUAAUGAACAUGUGGAAGUUCCAAAUAAGUUUAUGUAUUUAGAUAAUGUUGAAGGUGUCGGCAUGUUCCAGCAAAAUGGAAACUCGAUCGGUACUUCCAAAUCAUUUCAAAGAGUUCCAAAUGCAAAAUUUAAACCCCCAGAUUUACUUUUAAAUGAUUUAGAAUUUAGAAGCCACUUACGCAGAUGGGACUCUGCUAAAGGCAGAGAUGACGACUUUAUUGAAGAAGAGACUAAAUUUUUAGAAACGCUUAGUCAAAAUAGAUAGCAUAUAUUUA
Messenger RNA from Hydra vulgaris (swiftwater hydra), 4305 nucleotides. RefSeq names its product fas-binding factor 1. Gene Ontology annotation, biological process: establishment of epithelial cell polarity; cilium assembly. The record is from RefSeq and is a predicted model, not a curated record. Gene Ontology annotation, cellular component: centriole; ciliary transition fiber; ciliary basal body. NCBI's taxonomy places the organism in Eukaryota, Metazoa, Cnidaria, Hydrozoa, Anthoathecata, Hydridae.